Physella acuta is the source of this 1445-nucleotide messenger RNA. RefSeq names its product kelch-like protein 40. Gene Ontology annotation, molecular function: protein binding. The record is from RefSeq and is a predicted model, not a curated record. NCBI's taxonomy places the organism in Eukaryota, Metazoa, Mollusca, Gastropoda, Physidae.
GGGGAAAUAGCUGUUGCUAAAAUCGGAUAUUUCCGAAAUAAUUAUAAUUCUGACUACGCCCUUAAGCUAUCAUUUCGGAAUAGCUGAACACAUAUCUCAACAAGAUGGUGAAGUCAAGCCUUGCAUGUGGACUACAGGAAUGUUUGAGUAAAGAAUGGAUGGGAGAUAACUUCAGGGACUUUAGAGUUGUGGUUGAUGGCUCAGAGUAUUUCUGUCACAAAUUUAUUCUAAGUGCCUGCUCCUCGUUUUUUAGAGGUCUUUUUCGAACAAAUUUAAGAGAAAAGCAGGAAGAGAGGGUUAAGUUGCAUGACAUGAGUAAAGAGACUUUUGAUGUUAUUAUCAAUUCUAUUUAUAAAGGUGUAGAUGGUCUUACAAUGGACAAUGUCCUGAAUCUAUGGCAGGCAGUGCACCUACUAGAUAUUUCAUUUCUUAUUCAAGAAUGUGAGAUAUUUGUAAUGGAAAAUAUGUCCUUGGAUAAUUAUAUUACAUAUUAUCAUAUGGCAAAGCUUCUGCAGUCAGAGACCGUUAUUAAUUUUUCGAUUGGAUUUAUGAAGAAACAUUUUGAACAUUUUCAAAAUACUGAAACCUUUCUGGAGCUUUCUUUUCCAUUGUUGUUUUCCUUGAUUGAUGAUGACAGUUUGAAUGUAAAUUCAGAAGACUUAGUUUUAGAAUCAAUCAUAAAAUGGGUUUUGUAUGAGCCUGUACAUAAGAAAUCAAGUCAAGGGAAAGAUAUGGAUUUCCAGGAUACUUCAUCAGAAGAAGAGAAUUCAAAAACUACUUUUAAUAAAACCGAUUGUGGGGUUCAAGAUCAGUUUGAAGCAGACGUCCAAAAGAACUCAGACAAUGAAACCAAAGGCGAUAGAACAAGCAUUGCAAACAAGGAUAGGUUAGACAGAAAGGAAUGUAUCGUUGGACUUUUAUCUACAGCCAGAACAUUUUUAGCCAGUCGAAGUUAUCUCGAGAGAAUUCUGAUUCACCCGUUGAUAAAGUCUUUUGAUGAAGCCCAUGAAAUAGUUUAUGAAGCUUUGUUGUAUCAAUCGAGAUCUGUUUCUUUCCCAACUAACUUUUUCAUCCCUCAUAGAAACUGUAGCGGCAAACGAAAUGUUAUGGUUUUCGUGAAAAGUCAGAAAUUACAUUGCUUUGAAUUAAACAGUUAUAAUAAUUCUAAACCCAGUGUUAAAGUACAUUGUUACAACAUUUACACAAAGUCAACUCAGGAUGUAAACUUUGAAGGCCCAGCCAAUCACAUUAAAAGUUUUUCAACUGGAGCCAGAAAGACUUUUAUUCUACAGAAAAAUGGUGCUCUUAGAUCACCAGAAGAUGUUGACUCAAGUUUGGUGAAAUCUUUACCGGGCAUUAUUGGAAGGAUAAACGUUGUUGAAAUUGAAAGUGAAUCCAAUUUAGUUCCAUUGGUCAUACCAGAAUCUUGGCUCACUCAGCCGUAA